This is a messenger RNA of Strongylus vulgaris, 464 nucleotides long. NCBI's taxonomy places the organism in Eukaryota, Metazoa, Nematoda, Chromadorea, Rhabditida, Strongylidae. The record is from the annotation of a GenBank genome assembly.
AUGCUGCAUUAUUUCACAUUGUCAAUGCUAUAUCUCCAUAUAUUGCUUGCUGCUAAUUUGCCGAAAUUAUCAUUUUCUGAGCAGAUGACGUCAAUCUCGAUAAACUUGCUUUCCUUAGCGCUAUGCUUGUCGUCGGGAUUCCAACAAGGAUACAUAGCUUCCGUUCUCAAUCAGCCGUAUCUCCAAAUUGAAAACUAUAUAAAUGCGUCAUGGAUUGAAAGAACGGACAAACCAUUGCAAGCGGAUCUCCUGAACGUACUAUGGUCCCUUUUGAACGUCUGUUUCCCAAUAGCAACUAUUUUUGGGCAAAUCCUUGCAGCAUUCUUGUGCAAGAAAAUUGGACGAAAAGGAACUGCCCUUUUGGCAAGUUCCAUCUACAUUCCAGGUGUACUGCUCUGUGCAGCAUCAAAGUACUUACAUCCGUACUUUGAACUCCUUUAUUUAGGACGAAUACUCUGGUAAAG